AUGUCCCCAACAACCACGGGCUCUCCUUCCACUGCCACUAGCACAGAUCAUAAUGGAAGUGACAGCAACUCCAGUCCUACUAGCUCGCCACUCCUUUUCUUCGUCGCCCUUGGAUUUGGUGUUGUCUUCACCAAUCUAUGGAUCAUUGUGGGGGUAAAAUAUUGUUUUCGGUAUAAUCAACGAAAUCGCCAAUUACGCGGUCAAGAAACAGGCGAACCCAUAGAUCUUGUGGCCAUGCCUAGGACACACCGAAGACGCAGGGAAAAGAAGCUGAUGAGCAUGGAUGACGUUAACGAGAGAUUUCCACUCAUCAAGUAUAAAGCAUGGAGGUCCUCGCGUGAAAACGAAGGCCUCUCCACCGCAGGCGGGAUCUCGGCGCUGAAUAGCAGGCCACAAAGUAUGAAAGAUGACUACGCGCUGUCUGCCUCUCUUGGUGCACCUUCAUCAAUGACAGCGUUGCCACUCAAAGGCCAUCGGCGGGUUGACUCCACCACGUCGCAGGUUUCUGCACCGCUUGAACACCUGGAGACAACACUUCCGCAAUCAGAAGAGAAGAGCCUGGGUCACUCCGAACCCGAUCCCGGAGUCUCUGGAGUGGCCGACGACAUGAAUCAGGCAGCCACGGACCAGCCCCGUAAUCACGUGCUGAAUCAUUCUAUCGUAGAGGAAAAUGGUGACCAUGAACACCAUAUACGCACUGCAGUCCCCGCAGAUCUUCUCACAAACCCUGGCGAUACUUGCGCUAUUUGCCUCGACACAAUUGAGGACGAAGAUGAUAUACGAGGACUUACUUGUGGGCACGCUUUUCAUGCCUCCUGUGUUGAUCCAUGGUUGACAAGCCGGCGAGCUUGUUGUCCUCUAUGCAAGGCAGACUACUACGUCCCGAAACCUCGUGUGGAAACUUCUGAGAUGGUUCCUAGCUCAGAAAGUCCUGGUCGACGUGGCAUCGCACGGGUGACAGCUCCAAGCCCACCACAAGCUGUCUUCAUAGGCGGGAGAGUGAAUCUUUUACGGUCUGAAUCGGUCUUUUCGGAGCGGCGUGUGCAGCGAUGGCCUCUAACCAACAGAGUAUGGUUCUCUCGGUUGCGCCUUUGGAGGGCAUCUAACUCCAACCACCAGCCCACCUCUACCGUGGCUGAUACGUCGUCUGCACAGACUGAUGGAAGGGCUCGGAGACUAGGGCUGUUCUCCGUCGGCCACUUCAAUCUGAACCUGGGAUUUCGUGAAAACCGUGCCCCAAGAAGAAAUGGGAAUAGCUCACUUGCGAACGAUAACCGAACGCUGGGACAGCUUGAAGCCGGCCCCCCUACGUGA
Aspergillus ibericus CBS 121593 is the source of this 1314-nucleotide messenger RNA. RefSeq names its product E3 ubiquitin-protein ligase RNF103. The transcript is spliced from 2 exons. Lineage: Eukaryota; Fungi; Ascomycota; Eurotiomycetes; Eurotiales; Aspergillaceae. Gene Ontology annotation, biological process: ubiquitin-dependent protein catabolic process. Gene Ontology annotation, molecular function: ubiquitin protein ligase activity. Gene Ontology annotation, cellular component: cytoplasm. The record is from RefSeq and is a predicted model, not a curated record. The coding region runs from base 1 to 1314 and encodes 437 amino acids.